AUGUUCAAAUCCAUGAGUCCCACAGACAUACCAAACAACACCCAUCCCCCACCACCUUCCCAGCAACCUCCUCCAGAAAUCGCUGCCCCAGCAUCUACUGACGGCUCGCCCAUCCUUCCAUCACCCACAUCCCUCACAUCCUCGUCGCCCUUCCCGCUCAUGGAGUCCUCCUCCAGUGCCCACGCCCCUGUGGUGGCCACCUCAACUACUUCCAACGUCCCCACCAUCGACAAUACCCCCCGAACGGAAAACCUUGACGCCGUGCCUACCGAAGACCCCAACGAGCUCAUCCGUCAGCGCAUCAUUCUCAAGGAACAACGGUUGAACGAGAUUAAGAACCAGUGCUCGGCCUUGAUCAGCGAGCUUGACUCCAACAAAGACCCGGAGGCCAUCGUUAAAAAGCACAUCAGCCAGCUAAAGAAGUACCAUGAGCUAAAAGACAUCGCGCUAGGGCUUGUCACCAUGAUUGCCGACCAGAGACAGUUGAGAACGACCGAUAUCUUAGAGGAGAUGAAGUUCGAGCUCCUGGACGAAUAG
Molecule: messenger RNA, 537 nt
Organism: Suhomyces tanzawaensis NRRL Y-17324
Lineage: Eukaryota; Fungi; Ascomycota; Pichiomycetes; Serinales; Debaryomycetaceae
Exons: 1
Coding region: 1-537 (178 amino acids)
Biological process (GO): double-strand break repair via homologous recombination; meiotic joint molecule formation; meiotic DNA recombinase assembly involved in reciprocal meiotic recombination
Cellular component (GO): Swi5-Swi2 complex; Swi5-Sfr1 complex
Source: RefSeq, a predicted model, not a curated record